This is a messenger RNA of Propithecus coquereli (Coquerel's sifaka), 8759 nucleotides long. It is a transcript of the gene FRYL, whose product is annotated as FRY-like. The coding region runs from base 75 to 7799 and encodes 2574 amino acids. Gene Ontology annotation, cellular component: site of polarized growth; cell cortex. The record is from RefSeq and is a predicted model, not a curated record. Lineage: Eukaryota; Metazoa; Chordata; Mammalia; Primates; Indriidae. The transcript has 54 exons. Gene Ontology annotation, biological process: cell morphogenesis; neuron projection development.
CACCAGUCAGCAAAGUGAAUAAGUAUUGUGCUUCUUCCAACUUUCAUUCCACUUGGGGAAAGAAGAACAUCAUCAUGUCAAACAUUACGAUUGACCCAGAUGUCAAGCCCGGUGAAUAUGUCAUCAAGAGCCUCUUUGCAGAAUUUGCUAUUCAAGCUGAAAAGAAAAUUGAAGUUGUAAUGGCUGAACCCUUGGAGAAGCUGUUGUCCAGAUCUCUUCAGAGGGGUGAAGAUCUUCAGUUUGACCAGUUGAUAAGCUCUAUGAGCUCAGUAGCAGAGCACUGUCUGCCUUCCUUACUUCGCACGUUGUUUGACUGGUACCGACGCCAGAAUGGAACUGAAGAUGAGUCUUACGAGUACAGGCCUCGAUCUAGCACAAAGUCUAAGGGGGAUGAACAGCAACGUGAAAGAGAUUAUCUUCUUGAAAGGAGAGACUUAGCAGUAGAUUUCAUUUUUUGUUUAGUUUUAGUUGAAGUUCUAAAGCAGAUUCCUGUUCAUCCUGUACCCGAUCCCUUAGUUCAUGAAGUUCUAAACUUAGCUUUUAAGCACUUUAAACAUAAGGAAGGUUAUUCAGGAACCAACACUGGGAAUGUGCAUAUUAUUGCAGAUUUAUAUGCAGAGGUCAUAGGGGUUCUUGCCCAAUCAAAGUUUCAGGCUGUAAGGAAGAAGUUUGUGACCGAAUUAAAAGAACUGAGACAAAAGGAACAAAGCCCACAUGUGGUACAGAGCGUCAUCAGCUUAAUAAUGGGAAUGAAAUUUUUUCGAGUAAAAAUGUAUCCUGUAGAAGAUUUCGAAGCAUCAUUUCAGUUUAUGCAGGAAUGUGCUCAGUAUUUCUUAGAAGUAAAAGAUAAAGAUAUAAAACAUGCUCUUGCUGGUUUAUUUGUGGAGAUUCUUAUCCCUGUAGCUGCUGCUGUUAAAAAUGAAGUGAAUGUUCCCUGUUUGAAAAACUUUGUGGAGAUGCUUUAUCAGACUACUUUUGAACUGAGCUCCAGAAAGAAGCAUUCAUUGGCUUUAUAUCCACUAAUUACCUGCCUUUUAUGUGUCAGUCAGAAACAGUUUUUUUUAAAUAACUGGCAUAUUUUCCUACAGAACUGUUUGUCACAUUUAAAGAAUAAAGAUCCUAAAAUGUCUCGAGUUGCACUGGAAUCUUUGUAUAGAUUGUUGUGGGUUUAUGUAAUUAGAAUAAAAUGUGAAAGCAACACUGUAACUCAAAGUCGUCUUAUGAGCAUAGUGUCAGCACUUUUUCCAAAAGGCUCGCGAAGUGUGGUUCCUCGUGACACACCUCUCAAUAUAUUUGUGAAGAUUAUCCAGUUCAUUGCUCAGAGAAUGAACAUCGGCCUCCGAGUCUUCCUGGUAAUAGCAGACAGUCUGCAGCAGAAGGAUGGGGAACCGCCCAUGCCCACAACAGGCGUCAUUCUUCCCUCGGGAAAUACGCUCCGUGUAAAGAAAAUCUUUCUCAAUAAAACCUUGACAGAUGAAGAAGCAAAAGUCAUAGGAAUGUCAGUUUACUAUCCUCAAGUAAGGAAAGCGUUAGACAGCAUUCUCAGACAUUUGGACAAAGAAGUCGGGAGACCGAUGUGCAUGACGAGUGUGCAGAUGUCCAAUAAGGAGCCCGAAGAUAUGAUCACGGGGGAAAGAAAGCCCAAAAUUGAUUUGUUUAGAACUUGUAUUGCUGCUAUUCCGAGGUUGAUUCCUGAUGGUAUGAGCAGAACUGACCUCAUUGAAUUGUUAGCAAGGCUCACAAUUCAUAUGGAUGAAGAACUGCGUGCUCUGGCUUUCAAUACUCUGCAGGCACUAAUGCUUGAUUUUCCAGAUUGGCGGGAGGAUGUUCUUUCAGGAUUUGUUUAUUUUAUUGUUCGUGAAGUGACUGAUGUCCAUCCCACGCUUCUUGAUAAUGCCAUAAAGAUGUUGGUACAAUUAAUAAAUCAGUGGAAACAAGCAGCCCAAAUGCAUAACAAAAACCAGGACUCACAGCAUGGUGUAGCUAAUGGAGCUUCUCAUCCCCCUCCUCUGGAAAGGGGCCUGUAUUCCAGUGUGUUCCACGUAGUCGAAGGCUUUGCACUUGUCAUUCUUUGUAGCAGUCGACCUGCCACUAGGAGAUUAGCCGUCAGUGUCCUUAGAGAAAUACGGGCUUUAUUUGCACUUUUGGAAAUACCUAAGGGUGAUGAUGAAUUAGCCAUCGAUGUGAUGGACAGGCUGAGCCCAUCCAUUCUUGAGAGCUUCAUACAUCUUACUGGGGCUGAUCAGAUUCUCAGUGCAAGUGGUGGCCUUGAUAACGAAACACAUUUCCUCAACAACACUUUAUUGGAGUAUGUUGAUUUAACUAGACAACUCCUGGAGGCAGAAAAUGAAAAAGACUCAGACACGCUGAAGGACAUACGAUGCCAUUUUAGUGCCUUAGUGGCGAAUAUCAUUCAGAAUGUUCCAGCACAAUCAGCUGCCUUCAGAGCUCUGUUGGAAGAGAGAAUCACACUGAAGAGUCUGGUGCAUCAGUUGGGCUGUGAAGCGGUUACGUUGCUGCUGGAGCUGAACCCUGACCAGAGCAACCUGAUGUACUGGGCCGUGGAUCGAUGUUACACGGGUUCCAAGAGGGUGGCAGCCGGCUGCUUUAAAGCUAUAGCUAAUGUAUUCCAGAACAGGGAUUAUCAGUGUGACACAGUGAUGCUCCUAAAUCUGAUACUGUUUAAAGCAGCUGAUUCAUCUAGAAGCAUCUAUGAAGUUGCCAUGCAACUUUUACAGAUUCUGGAACCGAAGAUGUUUCGCUAUGCUCACAAAUUGGAGGUUCAGAGAACAGACGGGGUGCUCAGCCAGCUGUCCCCUCUGCCGCACCUGUAUUCUGCUUCUUAUUACCAGCUGUCCGAGGAGCUGGCACGGGCCUAUCCUGAGCUCACUCUCGCCAUGUUCUCAGAGAUAAGCCAGAGAAUCCAGACGGCCCAGCCCGCCGGGCGGCAGGUGAUGCUGCGCUACCUGCUCCCCUGGAUGAACAACAUCGAGCUGGUGGAUCUGAAGCCUCUGCCCACAUCCAGGCGACACGAUGAAGACGAAGACGAUUCAUUAAAAGACCGAGAACUGAUGGUGACGAGCAGGCGCUGGCUCCGGGGAGAGGGCUGGGGGUCCCCCCAGGCCACGGCAAUGGUUUUGAACAACCUGAUGUACAUGACAGCAAAGUACGGAGACGAGCUGGCCUGGUCAGAGGUGGAGAACGUGUGGACCACGCUUGCGGACGGCUGGCCCAAAAACCUGAAGAUAAUCUUGCACUUUUUGAUCAGCAUUUGCGGGGUGAAUAGUGAACCAAGCCUCUUGCCUUACGUGAAGAAAGUCAUCGUGUACUUGGGUAGAGACAAAACGAUGCAGUUGCUGGAAGAGCUGGUGAGUGAGCUGCAGCUGACCGACCCCGUCAGCUCCGCCGUGGCGCACAUGGACAACCCGCCCUACUACCGCAUCUCCUCCAGCUGCAAAAUCCCUUCUGUCGCCUCAGGAACUACUUCCAGUAGCAAUACCAUGGUAGCUCCCACAGAUGGCAAUCCUGAUAAUAAGCCUGUCAAAGAGAACAUUGAAGAGAGCUAUGUGCACCCGGACAUCUACAGUGGGCUCAACAAUCAUUUGAAUCGCCAGCAUCACAGGCUAGAAUCUCGAUACAGUAGCAGCUCUGGAGGAUCUUACGAAGAAGAAAAAAGUGACUCAAUGCCACUUUAUUCUAAUUGGCGGCUGAGAGUGAUGGAGCACAACCAAGGAGAGCCACUGCCCUUGCCACCAGCUGGAGGCUGCUGGUCGCCACUGGUGGAUUACGUGCCUGAAACGCCAUCACCUGGAUUACCUCUUCACAGGUGUAACAUAGCGGUGAUCCUCUUGACUGACCUGAUCAUCGAUCACAGCGUGAAGGUGGAGUGGGGAAGCUACCUCCAUCUUCUUCUCCAUGCAAUUUUUAUAGGGUUUGACCACUGCCACCCUGAGGUGUAUGAGCAUUGCAAACGCCUGCUUCUGCACUUGCUGAUAGUGAUGGGAUCCAACAGUAACAUCCGAACUGUUGCUUCUGUCCUUCUCAGGAACAAGGAGUUUAACGAGCCCAGGGUGCUGACUGUCAAACAGAUUGCACACUUAGAUUAUACCUUCACAGCAGGCGUUAACGAUUUUAUACCCGAUUACCAGCCCUCCCCUAUGACCGACUCAGGGCUUAGCUCAAGUUCUACCUCUUCCAGUAUCAGCUUAGGGAACAGCAGCGCCGCCAUGUCUCAUCUGCACACCACCAUCCUCAACGAGGUGGACGUCGCCGCGGAGCAGGAGGGAAAAGUCAAAACCCUCAUGGAGUUCAUCGCCUCCAGAAAAAGAGGACCCCUUUGGAACCAUGAGGAUGUUUCCCCUAAGAACCCUAGCAUAAAGAGUGCUGAACAGUUAACUACCUUUUUGAAACAUGUGGUUUCUGUUUUUAAGCAGUCAAGCUCAGAGGGAAUUCAUCUGGAACAUCAUCUUAGUGAAGUUGCUCUGCAAACAGCACUUUCUUGUUCUUCUCGACACUACGCUGGGAGAUCCUUUCAGAUUUUCAGGGCCCUAAAGCAGCCUCUUUCUGCAACGACACUUUCUGAUGUUCUCUCCAGACUUGUGGAAACUGUAGGGGACCCAGGAGAAGAUGCGCAGGGAUUUGUGAUUGAGCUUCUUCUCACGUUGGAAUCCGCAAUUGAUACUUUGGCUGAAACCAUGAAGCAUUAUGAUCUCCUUUCUGCCUUUUCUCAAACCUCAUACCACAAUCCUAUAAUGGGAAACAAGUAUGCAGCUAACAGGAAAAGCACUGGACAACUCAAUCUAAGCACAAGUCCCAUGAACAGCAGCGGUUAUUUGGGAUAUAACAGUAAUGCAAGAAGCAACUCUUUGAGAUUAAGUUUAAUCGGCGACCGGAGAGGCGACCGGCGGCGGAGCAACACACUGGAUAUCACGGAUGGACGGAUAAACCACAGCAACAGCCUCGCGAGGACUAGAAGCCUCUCCUCUCUGAGGGAGACGGGCAUGUACGACGUGCAGUCCACUACUGAGCCGGCCAACUUGAUGGCCACCAUUUUUUGGAUCGCGGCGUCUUUACUAGAAUCAGAUUACGAGUACGAAUACCUCCUGGCUCUCAGGAUCCUCAACAAACUGCUCAUCCAUCUGCCUUUGGAUAAAUCAGAGAGUCGAGAGAAGAUCGAAAGCGUACAAAGCAAAUUGAAAUGGAGUAAUUUUCCGGGCCUUCAGCAGCUCUUCCUUAAGGGCUUUACCUCAGUAUCUACGCAAGAAAUGACCGUGCACCUCCUCGGCAAACUCGUUUCCGUCUCCAAACACGCCUUGGUGGAUCCCUCCCGCUUGUCAGGCUUUCCUCUUAACAUCCUUUGCUUAUUGCCUCACUUAAUCCAGCAUUUUGACAGCCCAACUCAGUUUUGCAAAGAAACAGCUAGUCGCAUAGCGAAGGUUUGCGCAGAAGAAAAAUGCCCAACACUUGUCAAUCUGGCACACAUGAUGAGUCUGUACAGCACGCACACGUAUUCCAGAGACUGUUCCAACUGGAUCAACGUAGUGUGUAGAUACCUGCAUGACUCCUUCUCAGAUACCACAUUCAGCCUCGUGAUUUAUCUUGCAGAGCUGUUAGAAAAAGGGUUGUCCAGUAUGCAGCAGUCAUUACUGCAGAUUAUCUACAGUCUAUUGAGUCAUAUUGACCUGUCUGCAGCCCCUGUCAAGCAGUUCAACCUGGAGAUCAUAAAGAUUAUUGGCAAAUAUGUACAGAGUCCUUACUGGAAGGAAGCCCUUAACAUAUUAAAACUGGUGGUGUCACGCUCUGCAAGUCUUGUUGUACCCAACGAUGUCCCCAAGACCUAUGGAGGAGAUAUAGGUUCUCCUGAAAUAUCCUUCACUAAGAUUUUUAAUAAUGUUUCUAAGGAGUUGCCUGGGAAGACUUUAGAUUUCCAUUUUGACAUAUCUGAGACUCCAAUUAUUGGAAAUAAAUAUGGCGACCAGCACAGUGCAGCUGGAAGAAAUGGGAAACCAAAAGUCAUCGCGGUCACUAGAAGUACUUCCUCCACGUCUUCUGGCUCUAAUUCUAAUGCCCUGGUUCCUGUUAGUUGGAAAAGGCCACAGUUAUCGCAGCGAAGAACAAGAGAAAAGCUAAUGAAUGUGCUUUCUCUCUGUGGUCCGGAAUCCGGUCUCCCAAAGAAUCCAUCGGUUGUAUUUUCUUCUAAUGAGGAUUUGGAGGUCGGUGACCAACAGACCAGCCUAAUCUCUACGACAGAGGACAUAAUUCAGGAGGAAGAAGCAGCCGUGGAAGAUAACAGCAGCGAACAACAGUUUGGUGUUUUUAAGGAUUUUGACUUUUUAGAUGUUGAACUGGAAGACGCAGAGGGUGAAAGCAUGGACAAUUUCAACUGGGGAGUCCGCAGGCGGUCACUGGACAGUAUCGACAAAGGGGACACGCCCUCCCUCCAGGAAUACCAGUGUUCUAGCAGCACCCCCAGCCUGAACCUGACAAACCAGGAGGACACGGACGAGUCCUCGGAAGAAGAAGCGGCUCUCACUGCAAGCCAGAUACUCUCGCGCACGCAGAUGCUGAACAGCGAUUCGGCUGCGGAUGAAACGGUCCCGGACCAGCCCGACGCCCUCCUCCCCUCUCGGGACUCCACGGGCAGCGUCACAGCAGAAGAGGUGCUUCACAUCAGAGAUGGGACCCCAAGUCUGGAGGCUUCUCCGGACAAUGCUAACAGCCAGCUGCCUGAGGAUUCCAGUUCAGUAUUAAAGGAGGAACAUGUUACAGCCUUCGAAGAUGAAGGGUCAUAUUUAAUUCAGGAACAGCAGGAUUCUCUCGUGUGUCAGGGAAUUCUUGAUUUAGAAGAAACUGAAGGGCCAGAGCCUCUAGCUCCUGAAAGCUACCCCGAGUCAAUCUGUGAAGAGGACGUCACCUUGGCUUUGAAAGAGCUGGAUGAAAGGUGUGAAGAGGAAGAAGCGGAUUUCUCCGGACUGUCCAGCGUCCUAGAUGGGGAUGCUAGAGAGUCGUGCUCUAGAGAUGGGCACUUUUCCCUGAUUCUUGGAUUAAAAUGGCUGAUGUCAUGCGGUCUGCUGGAAACACUCAAGUUUAGUGUUCUGGAAUUGCAAGAACACCUGGAUACGUACAAUGCCAAAAGGGAAGCAGCUGAGCAGUGGCUAGACAAUUGUAAGAGGACAUUUGGUGCCAAAGAAGACAUGUACAGGAUAAACACAGACGCACAACAAAUGGAAAUUCUAGCAGAACUGGAGCUCUGCCGAAGGCUAUACAAAUUACAUUUUCAAUUGCUGCUUUUGUUCCAGGCCUACUGUAAACUUAUCAACCAAGUAAAUACAAUAAAAAAUGAACCAGAGGUCAUCAACAUGUCAGAGGAGCUUGCCCAGUUGGAAAGUAUCCUCAAAGAAGCCGAGUCUGCGUCAGAAAAUGAAGAAAUCGACAUUUCCAAAGCUGCGCAAACUACUAUAGAAACUGCCAUUCAUUCUUUAAUUGAAACUUUGAAAAAUAAGGAAUUUAUAUCAGCUGUAGCACAAGUCAAAGCUUUCAGAGCUCUCUGGCCCAGUGAUAUCUUUGGCAGUUACGAAGAUGACCCUGUGCAGACACUGUUACACAUAUAUUUCCACCACCAGACGCUGGGCCAGACAGGAAGCUUUGCCAUUGUCGGCUCUAACCUGGACAUGUCAGAAGCCAACUACAAACUGAUGGAACUUAAUCUAGAAAUAAGAGAGUCUCUACGCAUGGUGCAGUCGUACCAGCUUCUAGCACAGGCCAAACCAAUUGGAAAUAUGGUGAGCACUGGAUUCUGAGAGACUUCAGGCAUUUAGGAAAGAAAUGAAACUGAAGAUAAUUACAAAUAUUAACCAAGCACCUUUUACGAACCCUUGCGAUUCACUGAUGACUUUCUGGCAGCAUCUACAAUGACAAUGUAACUAAUGCCAAACUGUAACAAAGAUCUGAAGAAAAAAAUCUAGUUGUUUAACAGCUGCCAAUACCUCCCAUGAUAACUGUAUGAAGAAGGAGUUUUUAAAUUACUUAACCUGUGUGAAAAGAAAAGGGCUAAAAGUGAUGCAUACAAAUACCUUACUUUCUGGAGAAAGAAAAAGGAGUCCAAGAAUGUUUGCAAUAAUGGCCUCUAGUACUGGGGACAUCCGAAAGCAGGUGAGAUGAGGCUGAAAAUCAAGGCUCAUUUUAGCCGAAGACCUGCAAAAGCUACUUGGAUUCCCAGCAGUCAUAACAUGCAUAUCCGCCAGUGAUGCUUACCCAUCUAACAUGAACAUCCACUCAGAUGGACACAUGAAAACUGAUUUGCAAAAACCAUUGAUUUUUUCACUAUGUGGGAUAAGGGUUUGGGGUGUGUUUAUUUUGUUUGUUGGUCUGUAUAAGGAAUUGUGUGUGUGUGUGUGUGUGUGUGUGUUGGGAUGUAUGGUAUGUGAUAGUCAUAUUUUCAAGGUAUGGAUGGUUGGUGAUACUGUCUCAGAGCAUGCCUAAAAGAGCACUGCAAGAUUAUUUUUGAAGAAAUUUUAUUUUAUUAGAUCUAACUCUUCAUAGUGUUGUAAAUGUUAGGACAUUUUAAUAAUAUUUUAAAACUGGGCUUUCCCAGUAUUUGGAAAAGAAAUAAUAUAUCUGUUAACGUUAUUGGAAUGCUGCUCAGUUCUCUGACCAGUGCUUGUAUGUUACACCUGUUGAUAACUAACCAAAGUAGAUGCCUGCAGAGACUUUAAAACUGUAAAAUAAAAAUGUGUGCUGCCUGUCAGCUAUUCUGAUUA